Molecule: messenger RNA, 913 nt
Organism: Cydia amplana
Lineage: Eukaryota; Metazoa; Arthropoda; Insecta; Lepidoptera; Tortricidae
Product: oxidoreductase UcpA-like
Exons: 1
Coding region: 155-913 (252 amino acids)
Source: RefSeq, a predicted model, not a curated record
GACAAACUCGUUUAGGUGUGUCGUUAUGAUAAUAAGUUACAUAAAUAGACGCUACGUAAUCGCCGCGAUAUGGUAAACACAACGUGCUCUCAGUGUGAAACACGAGCCGGUUUGAAGCAGACGUGUGUGUUACAGUGUUUUUAUAAAUGAAGCAAUGGAUUUCACGGGAAAAGUCAUCAUAGUGACAGGGGCUAGCUCCGGUAUAGGGGCAGUUACCGCAAAAAUGUUCGCCGCUCAUGGAGCCACUCUCACAUUAGUAGGCAGAGACGAAGCAAGACUCCAAGCCGUGGCCAAAGCUUGCGAAGAAGCCAAAGGAAUUAAACCGCUACCAGUACAAUUAGACUUAACUGCAGUCAACAGUUGCAUUGUCGUUGCUCAGAAGACUGUGGAAGUCUUCGGCCGAAUAGACAUACUCAUCAACUGCGCUGGGAAGAUUGGACUAACCUCGCUAUUUGACGCAAACAUGGUGACUUUCGACGACCUGUUCGCGAUCAAUCUCCGUGUACCAUACGAGUUGACUCAAAAGUGUUUACCUUAUUUAGUGAAAACUAAAGGACAUAUAGUGAAUGUGUUCUCGGCUCCUAUCCGGGCACGACCAGGUUUUGUGACUGGCAGCAUGAUCGCGGAAGCGUUAGAAAGAUUUACAAAGCUGAGCGCAGUAGAAUUAGCACCGGAGGGAGUUAAAAUGAAUGCAGUAAGACCGGGUGUGACUAGAACUAACAUAUUGAAAAACAUAAAUAUAGAUGAUGAUGAAGUGAACGAUAUGUACGAGGCUUUAGCCGGGAUGGUGCCAAGCAGACAAAUUAUAGAACCAGAUGAAGUGGCUAGAAUGGUUUUGCUAGCUGCUAGUGAUAUGUUUCCUAAUUUAAAUGCAGCUAAUAUUGUGGUAGACGGAGGUGCGUCUGUGGCGUAA